AUGUCGUCAAGAAUUGCCUCUGCGGCUCUGCGCGUCCGCACCGCCCCCAUCACACUGCGCGCCGGACCGCGGUUCCAACAACCCACCCUUCUCAACCGCCUCUACUCUUCCUCGGCCGACGACCUGCCGCCGCCACCCCCCUUGCUGCAAAAGCUCAAGAGCGACCUCAAGACGGCGAUGCGCGCCAAGGAUGCCAACCGGCUGUCUGUGCUGCGCGCCAUCAUGGCCGCCAACCUCAACGCCUCCAAGACGGCGUCGCCCAUCAAGACGGACGUGCAGCUGGUGGCGCUGAUGCGCAAGAUUGCCAAGGGCGCCGAGGACGCGGCGGCCGAGGCGCGGGCCGCGGGCCGUCAGGACCUGGUGGACAAGGAGGCCGCGCAGGUGGCCAUCCUCGCCGAGUACAUGCAGGGCAGCGGCGUAGCGACGCUCGGCGAGGCGGAGCUGCGCGCCCUGGUGGAUAAGGUGGUGGGGGAGGUGCGGGCGGCGGGCGCGGAGGGUAGAACCCUCAUGGGAAAUGUGAUGAAGGGGUUGAAUACGGCGCUGGAGGGCAAGGAUGUGGACAGAAAGUCACUGGCGGAGCUUGUUAAGAAGGUGACGGCAUCGUGA
Molecule: messenger RNA, 606 nt
Organism: Beauveria bassiana ARSEF 2860
Lineage: Eukaryota; Fungi; Ascomycota; Sordariomycetes; Hypocreales; Cordycipitaceae
Product: GatB/YqeY family protein
Exons: 1
Coding region: 1-606 (201 amino acids)
Cellular component (GO): mitochondrion
Molecular function (GO): carbon-nitrogen ligase activity, with glutamine as amido-N-donor
Source: RefSeq, a predicted model, not a curated record